Cylicocyclus nassatus is the source of this 1237-nucleotide messenger RNA. Lineage: Eukaryota; Metazoa; Nematoda; Chromadorea; Rhabditida; Strongylidae. The record is from the annotation of a GenBank genome assembly.
AUGGUUGGAGAGAUGCCCCAGGUUUAUUUCGAAACCUCAUUUAUAUGUUAUGAAAAGGUGUCACUAAAUGCAUCAUUUGUAGGAGUAGAAGUGACUGAAGCUGGUUCUUUGCCUCAUCAUUACACGCAUACUCUGCCAUCCGAUGCACUGGAAGCAGUGCGCGCGUGUUUACUGCGCGAAGUUGGAACAACAGAUUUCGCGUCUUCCCUCUAUGCAAUCGUAGCCAGGGGAGCAUCCUUGUCACAAGUAUCACUACAGGUAUUUCUGCUUCUUGUCGCGAGGUUUGAUAUGGAAGACAUCUACAAGUUAGUGCAAAGUGCCGAAAGGUCCCGUCUUGGGACACUGUAUGACGUUAUCGAAAGUACACGACUGGUAGUAGAGAACGCGCUUAGCACUCGAAUCCAGGAGAAUUUGCUCUUGGCAAAGAUCAAAGAGCUUGAGGGGCAAGUAAACUCCCUCAAGCAGAUGUGCAAGCGCAAUGGCGCAGCGACUCACGAAACAUCGGGAACAAUUUUUGCCUACGAAAAUCUGAAAGGACAUCACGUGAUCAAAUAUGGUUCUCCAUUUAAGGAAGCAGUCCUGAACGAUAUUCUAAGGGCAUACGCCCCGACAAACAGAGUGAAACACAAAACAUGCCUUGUCAUCACGGAGUUCCUGCGCACAGUAUUCAAACAGAUUUGCGCACCGGAUCCAUCCGACAUUUGGAAUUAUGCUCAUCGGACUUCCAACAUAUCCCUCAAACAAGAUUUGAUCGACUUGCCGGAAUCUUUGAUUAUAACACUCACGGACUUUGUGCUGGAUGCACUGGAUCUAGGCUGGCGAGACCUGCAAGGGCACAGGCUUAAUGCUCUGAGAAGUUCUCGUGAUAGCUGGUGGCUAUCGUUAGGCGAAACUGACGACGAACGCGACAAAAAGUUCAACAGCCUCCUUGAGAAAAAGUCGUACUGGAGUACUCAAACUGGACUUUGCAUUUCCGAAGCGCUUGAAGACAUAAGAUACUAUCGUCUUGAUGAAGGAAAACUGGUUCCGUCAAAGAAAUUCAAAUCAGUGCAGCGCGGAUUCGGAAGAGAAGAUAAAGCGCAAAUGUCAAAACAGGAAUGGAGAAGAUUGGCACUUUACAUGAGGGAACCACUCCGUCCGCAAGCUUCCUGCUGAGCCAACAAAAUAUUGCGCUCAUUUUUCAUCUCUACUGGUAUUAUAUCUACCGCCUCAUAUGAUUGUUCUUCUCUUUCUGUUG